Molecule: messenger RNA, 713 nt
Organism: Phycomyces blakesleeanus NRRL 1555(-)
Lineage: Eukaryota; Fungi; Mucoromycota; Mucoromycetes; Mucorales; Phycomycetaceae
Exons: 5
Coding region: 24-467 (147 amino acids)
Molecular function (GO): protein binding
Source: RefSeq, a predicted model, not a curated record
UGAGUUGUGAUGAAAAUGAAGACAUGGGUUAUGCAUGGUUUAUCAGCCGAGGUGCAGAAAUGUGUGAUGUCAGCGAGGGUGUCUCUUCAUUACCCAAUUCGGCUACUCUUCACAAGUUGAUCUAUCCAACCGAAACAGGAGGUAAAUUUGUAUUGGAACAGAUUAAGAAGUACAAGCACGAAGAUUACCACGCCAAUUCAUGGUUAGUCAAGGUUACUUCUAAUGGGCGAUAUCUUUUGGCACCUACAAUCUACGGCCAGAUCUUUGUAUUCAACAUGUUCCAUGGUCAGUUGACAGCUAUUCUAAAAGAUCAUGAAGAUGUUGAGGUCCGUGAUGUAAUAUUUCACCCAUACCGUCCUUUGAUUUUCUCAAGUGGUGAUGAUGGUUGUGUCAAGGUCUACAGCUAUAAAAAUCUAGUGACAGAUGAUAUUGAAGCUGAUCUGCUUGUUGGAAAGGACAGUACAUGAUGAAUAAUAAGAUUAAGAUUAAGACAACAUAGAAUUCUUUCUUGUCAAAAACGUUACUUUUAGGCUUGUUUGUGUAUGUUUAUAUACAUAAACAUAAUAUACAUAUGCAUAUACGUAUACAUAUACAUAUACAUAUACAUAUACAUAUACCUAUACAUAUAGACGUAUACAUACGCAUAUACAUGCACAUGUACAUGUACAUACAUAUAUAAUAAUAUUAAAACCAGAUAUUAAAACAUGCUGCUU